CAUUGAUAAUAUGAAACAGCAUUUUCAAUGAGAAGAAAAAAAUAAAUCGCACUUUAAAAAAAGAUUUAACUGAAAUUAUUACGCUUAAUAGUUUGUCGAAAAAAUGAAAAAAUGGGAAAAUGCAGGUUAUAUAUUGGGAACAUUAUAUUUGAAUAUAAGUGUCGUUAAAUUUUGGAAAUAGCAAUUUAAAAUUAAUAGUUUAAACCCUCUCAAAAUCCGGAGUUAAUUAGCACGAUUGCACUUCAUAAACCAAUCAAUGACUCUGAAACAAAAUCUUAAGGCUAUGUAUAAAACAUUUUCACCGAUGAUCUGUAUCGUCAAGUGAUAAGUGGAUGUAAGAGAGUCCUCGUUUUCUGCUCGGCUACAUUCUGACUGAUGAUAACGCCGACUCAUGUUCAAAGAUGGUUUCAGUACGUCUCUCAUUCAUUGAAAGUGUUACAAUAAUAGUCGAUCGAUGACAAACAUUUUAAACUAAACUGUUAUUUGUUUUAAAAAAUAAUAAAAAUAAUAUUUAAACAUUGACAGAGAAUUCGCGUUAAAGUUUCAAGUUCGUUAUCUAGUGUUUCAGUGGAAUGUAUUUCAUUCAGUAUGGAUGGAGUAUUUCGAGGAUUAAGUCCGUGGCUUUCUGUUUCCAUAAUUUGUGGAUUAACUUUAUCUACAGUCGUUGAUGCUAAUUGGAUGUACUUGGGUAUCUCUGCAGUGAGCACAAGCGUUAUACAAGACGAUACGUGUGCAGAGGUUCCCGGCUUGGUAUCCCCACAAAUAGAAGUGUGCAAAAACAACCCAGAAUCUCUGUUAUGUAUUAGCGAUGGUGCCCGGCUCGGCAUCUCAGAAUGCAAAUUUCAGUUCAGAAAUGAACGUUGGAACUGCACAACGAAUACAAACUACACGGUGUUUGGAGAUGUUCUAAGAAAAGGUACACGCGAAACAGCGUUUAUUUACGCGAUAUUGAGUGCUGGAGUGGUGUUUGCCACAACCAAAUCUUGUAGUGCUGGGAAUUUAACUGAGUGUUCAUGUGACAUGGCUCAUUAUGGAGAACAUGAUGUUGAUGGCUGGAAAUGGGGAGGAUGUAGUGACAAUAUACAAUAUGGUUUGUGGUUCAGUAGAACGUUUGUUGAUGCUCCAGAAGUGAUGACUCACGAAAGUGGAAGAAACAUAAGAAAUACAAUGAAUCUACAUAAUAAUGAAGCCGGCAGAAAAAUUGCUGAAGAUGCGAUGUCUCUGAAGUGCCGUUGCCAUGGAGUUUCAGGGUCAUGCGCAGUGAAGACGUGCUGGCGCAGUCUUCCAUCAUUUCGUGAAAUAGGGGACUCUUUAAAAUUGAAAUACGAAAGGUCUGUUCCAAUAGCCCGCCGGUCCAAACGCAGACCAAGGCGUAAAGGAAAGACAAAACGCCGUCAACCAAUCAAAACUGAUGACUUAAUUUAUGUGCAUAAAUCUCCAAAUUAUUGUCGCCCGAAUAUCAAAAAGGGUAUAUUGGGCACAACUGGGCGUUUAUGCAACAAAACAUCAACAGGAAGUGACAGUUGCGAUUUGUUGUGUUGCGGACGAGGGUAUAAUACACAAGUCGUCACAUAUGUGUCACGUUGUCACUGUAAAUUCAUCUGGUGUUGUCAUGUUCAGUGUAAAACUUGUGAAACUAUGAUAGAGAAACAUACAUGUAAAUGACAGGCACUGCUGCUGUAGACAAUGUGGCGGAAUAGUUUUGUGGUCAGUAAUAUAUCGGCGGUAAAAAGGAUAUGAUAUUUCAAACUUCACUGCACGUGUAAAGUGGACGCCCUGUCAUGAUACGCAUUGAUGAGAUAGUGUUAAUUUGUAUAUAUCAGUGCAAUCAUUAAAUUUAAUCAUACGUCAGGCUGAAUAACGUUGACAUAAUCGGCAUCAAAAGAAGAUUUCGUUUUCUGGAACAGGGAGUAAACAGUUCGGUGUGACUGAAAAGACUAUGCACAUGGACGUUGGGUUGUUAUUGAAUUAAAUAUAAUAUACAUGCUGAGAUAUAUGAUAAAUGUAAGCUUAUCAUAUUGCAAAAAAAUGUUCCCGAAUAGAUUGUGUGUGUAUAUAUCAUAUAUAUUCACAAAUAUAUGCAUAUAUGGGCACACAAGGUAUAUCUGUCAUGUUUACAAAUGCAUGUUCUUUAUAGAAACCGUAAUACUGACUGAAAGUAUGUUUGUGCUCGCAUUGAAAUACCUUAAGCCUUUAAGCGGGGCGGGGGUGGCGGGGGGUGGGGGGAGGGUGGCAUAUACACACUGCCUUGGCCGGCCGUCCAGAAAUCUGGAUAUGUCUUCCUAGCUUUUCUCCAGAUAAAUAUAUAUUUCUAUAAGUGAACAUGGCAUAAUUGUUUCAUGCUUGGCUCUUUAGAGUUUUAUAAAUGCAAAAUAAUGACAUACUUGCCCGUAUAAAUUAUUUAGCAUUGUGCUUUCAUAAUUUUGUUCAAAGCUGGAAAUUAUAGAAACUUAUUAUACUUAAAAAGUGGUGUAUCUGUAACAGUUACUGAACUUCAUCCCCUUCUGCUGUUUGGUUAUUCAUUUUUGUUCGAUCUGCAAUUGUCACACCUCCUUCGUCCAGUAGUUUUUUAUUCGAGAAGUAUACAUCAAUUUACUGAUGGCUCUUUUCUAAAUUUGUUUCAUAUUAAUUGACAUUUAUUUCAUAAAAAAACAUUCUGUAAGACAAUAGCUAAGUAUAAUCUGCUUUUAAAAUGUUCAUAAGUAUGUAUAUAUGAUAACAAUAAUUAUAUAUUUAGUACUUAACAUUCAGGCGUAAGUAAAAGGUCUCUGAAUUAAUCAGUUGAAGAUAUUACUGACCAUGGUGUUCAAGUCAUCGUCAGUCAUGUCAGGUUCCGCAAGUGACAACAUGUAAGCAUAUCUUGUUUUUUUGAUAAGGCAAAAGCAUGUUUUUCAAUAGUUAUAGUUUAAGUUACUGGAAUACGUCGUAAACUUAGGUUAUGUCCGAUUCCUACAAUCCUUAAAUCGUCUCGUAUACGUUUUAAGAGAACAACCACACAAUGGUAAGUUACUUUUUCGCCCCCGCUGCAGAUGGAGGGAUAUAGUAUUGGUGUAGUCCGUCCGGUAGAUCGUCCGUCCGUCGUCCGAAAUUACAAAUGCGUAUAAUUCGAAAUGAAUGUCAACUAGAAUCAUCAAACCCCACAUGAUAAUUAAUCAACACAUGACCUUUGCUCGCAUAUGGUAUUAUCCCCACCCCCUUGAGGCAGUACAAGCAGAGUAUCCACCCUUGGUGUCUUUGAAAGUAUAGUUCAAUAGUAUUUCGGCCAGAAUCACCAAACUUUACAUGAUUAUAAAGUUGCACAUGACCUUUACUUACACAUUGUAUUAUCCCCCUUGAUCCAGAAAAAGAACCCAGUUUCUCCCCUUUAUUUGGUAAAAAAAGCUUAUUAUUCAGUCUUUCAAUUAGAAUUACCAAACAUCUUAUAAUGAUUAAUUAACACAUGACCCUUUGCUCACAUCUAGUAUUAUUCUCCUUGACCCAGUAAAGACAGAGUAUUUGCCCUUAAUUUGGUAGAAAAAUGGGAAUUUUUGACUGUAUCUAAAUAACCUGUUGACGGAUCUUCAUAAAACUUUACAAAAAUAUAGAUGUGGUGCACGUGCAGUUUCGUCAGGAUCACUUCAUUAAUCAGAGAAAAAUAUAGUGCCCUCAUUCACAAAACAACUUAUUUGGCGCCCAGGGGGAUAUAAAUUCACCGAAUUUGCUUGUUAUUAUUAUUAUUGUAAAUUAUUCACUUUACAGUUUUAGACAUGUGUUGUUAUUUGACUUCUGUUUAUGUGUUGUAAAUAUGCGAAUGUUAUCUGCUGUUUCAACGACGUACCUCUUGUUCUGGUUGUACAUAUAGUAAGGGACAGUCAUUUGAUAAAUAUACGGUCUACUCACUUAUGAGCCGCACCAUGAGAAAACCAACAUAAUGCAUUUGCGACCAGCAUGGAUCCAGACCAGCCUGCGCAUCCAGACCAGCCUGCGCAUCCGCGCAGUCUGGCCAGGAUCCAUGCUGUUCGCUAACGGUUUCUCCAACUGCAAGAGGCUUUGAAUGCGAACAUCAUGGAUCCUGACCAGACUGUGCGGAUGCGCAGGCUGGUCUGGAUCCAUGCUGGUCGCAAACG
Messenger RNA from Mercenaria mercenaria, 4106 nucleotides. RefSeq names its product protein Wnt-16-like. Bases 589 to 1665 code for a protein of 358 amino acids. Gene Ontology annotation, molecular function: frizzled binding; cytokine activity. Gene Ontology annotation, biological process: multicellular organism development; cell fate commitment; neuron differentiation. NCBI's taxonomy places the organism in Eukaryota, Metazoa, Mollusca, Bivalvia, Venerida, Veneridae. The record is from RefSeq and is a predicted model, not a curated record. Gene Ontology annotation, cellular component: extracellular region. The transcript is spliced from 4 exons.